Molecule: messenger RNA, 2151 nt
Organism: Closterium sp. Yama58-4
Lineage: Eukaryota; Viridiplantae; Streptophyta; Zygnematophyceae; Desmidiales; Closteriaceae
Source: the annotation of a GenBank genome assembly
AUGGCGUUCUCCCGAAUGAGCUUUAUGGACGCUCUCCGAGUCGCCUCGAAGACCAAGGAUGCGCCGUCAGCUUGGCUCCCGAGCCGCCAAUGGCCGGCAGAACUGACGGACCCUGCCUUUUCGCCGACCGUCAAGAAACGGAAGCCGUGCACGUUUGAACCGUACGAGCCGCCGCAUCUCGCGUCUCUCUCGGCUCCCGACGCCGCGGUGCCAGUCGUUUCAUCGCCGUCGUGUUCCGUUUCAUCUACGAAGCUGCUCGUGAUGCCGAGCGGGCCGUUCCGUAUCGACUCGCCUGCGCACGGCUCCUAUCGUGAAACAACCUCUCAAACGCUCGAAGUUGAAUCGGAUCCUCCGCUCCUUCGCGCUAUGUCGACUCCGGCACAACCGUCCCGUGGCAGUGCACUCCGUGAUGUCUCCCCGCUUCGAUUGGCCGAGCCGCCGCUGCUACGAACGUCCACGUGUCGUGCCGCCGCAAGGAGCUCGCUUUCGCGAGUUUUGCCGAACCGUAAUGGUGAACUCGCUACAUCCUCCUCUGAGCCCCUUUUGGCUUCUGACAGCGAGCUUCCGAAAACGUCGUCGUCGCAUCAGCUGACUGGCCAGGCCAUUUUCCAACACAGCAGAGCGAAACGUGAGUUUGCUUCGUGUAACGACGUUACCAGCACCUGUCUGUUUGGUUCGGGCUUGGGAUGGGUGAAUCCCUCGGCGCUCGCGUCGUCAUUGCGCGGCGAAAAAGCUGGGCGCUCGGUGGCUGACUUGAUGGAUCCAGGGCGCGCGCUGGUGCCAGAGCUGGGGAAAGCUGUGCGACUUUUGCGAAAAAAAUUGUCGCAGGAGCGACAACAUCAGCAGCAGAAAACCCCAGUUCCGCUACCUAGCACGGCGACAGGAGAACAGCGGAAGCAGAUCUCGCAACCGUCGCAAGCGCUUUGUGGGCAAUCGCAGGAAUCGUCUCAGACAUUGCCCGCGGAAGACCCACCGUCUUCUGCUGCGGGCCCAGCGGGGGGAAAUCACAGCCGAGAAUUCAGCCUGCCCGAGAUUCUGCACUGGGAGGAGGAAGUUUUUGCGAAGGGGGUCAAGCAGCAAUCUGAAGGGACCUCGGGUAUGAAAUCUUCCAGCAAAAUCUCAGCUUGCGCGGGUGAUAGUGUGGGGGAGGUGGGAGCAGCACAGUGCGGGGAUGCGCAACCAGCCCGCGCGGUUGCGGAAGGGUUGGGCGGAGAAGUGCGCGACGAAGAUAAGCUGUGCAUUCACGAGCUUCUGGGGCAAAUCACAGGCGAGUACGAAGGUGGCGCAGCGGGAGCUGCGAAGGCGGAAACGGCGGAGCGCUGGGGUACCAACCAAUGGGACCGGUUCUUUCCUGCCGAGCCAACCACUCCUUCAGGCAUGGGACCUACUGCUGCAUCCGUGGCUUGUGCUGGAGGCAGUGGUCCUGGAGGCAGUGGUGCCGGUGGUUCUGAUGGCAGUGGCGGUCAUGGUGGUAAUGGAGGCCGGUUUGCCUCUCUGUGGUCAGAGGCAUGGACAGAGGGUUUCAAUGUGGAUCUUUCUGGUUUGACAGCUAACCCUGCAUUGUGCAUCUCGCUCGAGCACAAAGGAAGUAGCAUGGCUCGCUUUUCUGUGUUCUUGACUCUCGCGGCUCUCGUGGCUUUCAUCCUCGCGCUUUCCUAUUGCUCGCCUGCAGACUGCCGGCUGGAUAUUCCAUUGAGAGGUGCUGUGGCGAAGACGCUGACUCAGUCUACGUUCCCGCGGACAACCGGCGCAAUGAGGCGGCUGCUUGAUGAGGACAACGAUGACGAUGAUGAUGACGAUGACGAUGACGAUGACGAUGACGGCGAGCAUCAUGACAAUGACGACAAAGAUCACGACCACCACAACGACAGUAAAGACAAGCAUGAUGGCGAUAACGACAAGCAUGACAACGAUAACGACCAUGACGAUCAUGAGGGCGACGAUCAUGAGGGCGACGAUCAUGAGGGCGACAAGGAGGAUGGGCAUGACAAGCACAGCGAUUCCAGCCACAGUGGCAAUAACGGCAAGGAUCUCAGUAAAUGCGUGGAGGAGUAUAAGCGUGCCGUGCAGUGGUGCAUGGUGAAACCCAUGAAGGACGAGUGUGAUAAGGAGGCUUAUAAGGCGUACAAGGCGUGCAAGGGCGAAAACUGA